CCUGAUUGUUCGUUAUCUUGUCCUGGACCUUGUAAACAUAAUCUCACUUGCAAUCCCAUUAAUGGUACCUGCUCGAAUGGUUGUUCAGACGGAUGGAUGGGUGUGUUUUGUAACAAAACAUGUGUUUCUGGAACCUUUGGUCCGGAUUGUAAAAACAACUGUAGUGGUCAGUGCCUCAACGAUUUAAUUUGCAACAGAAUAACAGGAAGAUGUGACAAAGGAUGUAAACCUGGAUACGAGGGAGAAAGUUGCAAUAAAGUUUGUAGCCAUGGAUUUUUCGGAGACAACUGUUUGAAACAAUGCAGCCCUUCCUGUCUUGGAAAAAGUUGCCAUAAUAUGAAUGGGAACUGCAACUUUGGGUGCAUCAGCGGGUACCAAGGCCCAGCUUGUGACCAGUUUUGCUACAGCGGAUCGUAUGGUCAAAACUGCUCCUUGAGAUGUGAGAAAUGUGUGAAUCAAUCUUGUGAUCAUAUUUCCGGCAUGUGCUUUUAUGGGUGUGAACCAGGAUGGAAAGGCCCUCAAUGUUCAGGAGUGUGUACUGCAGACAAAUAUGGGGCAGACUGCAUGUUUUCUUGUAGCCAAAACUGCCUUAACAAGGAAUCUUGUGACCACGUGACUGGAGUUUGUGAAAAUGGUUGUUCAGAUGGAUAUCGAGGAGAGAAAUGUAAUUCAGAAAAAGAUUAG
Messenger RNA from Saccostrea cuccullata (small rock oyster), 684 nucleotides. RefSeq names its product multiple epidermal growth factor-like domains protein 10. Lineage: Eukaryota; Metazoa; Mollusca; Bivalvia; Ostreida; Ostreidae. Bases 97 to 684 code for a protein of 195 amino acids. Gene Ontology annotation, molecular function: scavenger receptor activity. The transcript is spliced from 6 exons. The record is from RefSeq and is a predicted model, not a curated record.